AUGACCAUUAGUGAUGGAAACCUGAUCAUUAGUAAUUUCAUCGUCAGAGACGCAGGAUCAUACAGAGUUCUGGACUCUGAUGAAGAACCUUUGAUCACAGUGACAGUCACAGAAACAAAGGAAAAACUGGACGACACUGAUAAAGACAAAACUGAUGCCACUAAAUAUCGUAGCUACUGGAUUGUGCUGACUCUGGUUCUGCUGGUUCUGAUUGUGACCGCUGUCACGUUACUCGGCGUCUGCACAGACUUCACCCGCAGGGUGUCACUUGAGGAGGAAAGAGGGACUGAGUACAGGAGACCAGAAGCAUUGAGGGCCCGUACUGGCGUUCAGAUGCUUGAAUCUUCUUCUGCUGCUGUUUUGCUUCAUCUAUCAGAACGGAACCCGCCUGUAGGAACCAGAACUAUACCGGUGUCAGGAAAAAAGGAGAAAACAUCACACUGCCAUAAACUGUGGCGUCGUCUUCAGGAUCUGAGCUUCAGUGAUGCUGGGAAAUACAUUUUGCACAUCUAUUACAAUAAUGAUCAGACAGAGCUGAAGCAACAAAUCAGGACGUACCAACUUCAUAUUCAUGAUGAGAUCUCUGUGAAAGCCGGUGAGGAGCACAAGUUGGAUGUUCUUUCCAAUGCUAAUCAAGUAGUGCACUGCAAAAACAGAACGAGUUGGAGGGAGGUUUGGAGCCGAAGCAGCGGAGCUCAGAGUGACCUGCUGACCGACACUGAUGGGUCUCUGACCAUUAAAGAGUUUACAGCCAAUGAUGCAGGAACAUACAGAGUUCUGGACCAUGAAGGAGAAAUCUUGAUCACAGUAACAAUCACAGAGUCAGGCACAGAAUCAAAGGGACAACGCUACAACACAGAUGAUGACAAAACUGAUAACACAAGACAACACACUGUUGGGUUUUGCGUUACGAUUGUUGGAUUGACUAUAGUUCUGCUGGUUCUGGCUUGGAUUAUGCUUCCUGUCAUCAAGAAGCAGUUUCUGAACAACAGAGUUUCAUACUAAGGGACCCAAAUUGCAAGAGGGCCCUGAACCCAGAGAAGCCACUGGUUACUUUUAGUAUGCCUUCAGAACCAACAGGAUCCUAUCAACAUAUUUCUGCAGCAUAUGUUUGAUUUACAAAACAUGUGAGCAUUUGCACUGCACCCGUGCAC
This is a messenger RNA of Onychostoma macrolepis, 1154 nucleotides long. RefSeq lists its product as uncharacterized. The coding region runs from base 1 to 1005 and encodes 334 amino acids. NCBI's taxonomy places the organism in Eukaryota, Metazoa, Chordata, Actinopteri, Cypriniformes, Cyprinidae. The transcript has 9 exons. The record is from RefSeq and is a predicted model, not a curated record.